AUUUGACGACGACAACCAGGUGAUGCUGGGUAGUCCAGCCGGGCCUGGGGGAGCCUCCCAGAGGGGACUCUGGCCCUUAGCUCCCGCUCCAGCGCCCCCCAUCUCCAGCUUUACGACCGACGGGUUCGGUCGAUAUGGAGUUUACUCUUUGUUUCCUGGUGGUCCGAAUCUAGGCGGUGCCAUAUACUCGCAUGCAAGCACAAUCGGGCGUUUUUCUUCCGGUGUUCCACCAACGGGGGCGCCAUUUCAUGCGACACAUAAGGAAUCUCUCUUCUCCUCGACCGGCUACACUUUUGGUGCCCCGACGCCACCGCCCGGUUCGCCGUACUCCCCCGUGACCGCCACGCAAUUGGAGCUAUUCACGAAGGGCUUUAAUUCGUCGAACAUCAUAUUCCAUCAGCCCGAUGUGCCCUUGUCGCCCAAGAAACUCGACAGGAAGUGCGAGGAAAAGUGCUACAAGGUGAAAUCGGAAAAGCCGUGCAUCUGCCAGCAUUCGCCGACGUCCAAACCGAAAUACGCGGAAAGCUCCUCCGGUUGUAGCAGAACGAAUCCGAUCGACUGGAGUCUUGUUAGCGUGAAAAAGGAGCCCGGAUCGAAUCCAUGCCAGGUCGCCGAGAUUACCACGAGCAUUUCGCCGGUGGUCAAGAUCGAAGUGACAUCGCCGACGCAUAAGAAUACGGACAUUUCGGUUGCCGCGAUGCCUUCGGUAGUUACGACGAAUGGGAAUAUUCCCGUUGGAAUUGCCGUUGCACGGCAAAGGGUCCAACAUCACGACAUCGUGUCGUCGCCCUCAUUGCCACCCGCUGGACUUCUUACAACCGUCAACUCGACGACGAGGAUGUCCAGGUUGUCGGAGCUGGAUUCGACGCCUGGCAUGGCUGCGGGCACGACAGGAGGCGUUUCAGGAGGCGGAGCUGUUUUACAGUGUACGGAAGAUCGAACUUCAGGAUUAGCAGCAUGGUCUCUCAGUGGAUCGCACAAUUCCACCAUAGCUACUCCUACAUUGUGGCAGUAUCCUGAAUCUCUCUUCUCCUCGACCGGCUACACUUUUGGUGCCCCGACGCCACCGCCCGGUUCGCCGUACUCCCCCGUGACCGCCACGCAAUUGGAGCUAUUCACGAAGGGCUUUAAUUCGUCGAACAUCAUAUUCCAUCAGCCCGAUGUGCCCUUGUCGCCCAAGAAACUCGACAGGAAGUGCGAGGAAAAGUGCUACAAGGUGAAAUCGGAAAAGCCGUGCAUCUGCCAGCAUUCGCCGACGUCCAAACCGAAAUACGCGGAAAGCUCCUCCGGUUGUAGCAGAACGAAUCCGAUCGACUGGAGUCUUGUUAGCGUGAAAAAGGAGCCCGGAUCGAAUCCAUGCCAGGUCGCCGAGAUUACCACGAGCAUUUCGCCGGUGGUCAAGAUCGAAGUGACAUCGCCGACGCAUAAGAAUACGGACAUUUCGGUUGCCGCGAUGCCUUCGGUAGUUACGACGAAUGGGAAUAUUCCCGUUGGAAUUGCCGUUGCACGGCAAAGGGUCCAACAUCACGACAUCGUGUCGUCGCCCUCAUUGCCACCCGCUGGACUUCUUACAACCGUCAACUCGACGACGAGGAUGUCCAGGUUGUCGGAGCUGGAUUCGACGCCUGGCAUGGCUGCGGGCACGACAGGAGGCGUUUCAGGAGGCGGAGCUGUUUUACAGUGUACGGAAGAUCGAACUUCAGGAUUAGCAGCAUGGUCUCUCAGUGGAUCGCACAAUUCCACCAUAGCUACUCCUACAUUGUGGCAGUAUCCUGCUGCCCUGCCCGUGGAGCCUAUGGUGCCAUUACCAGUACCUGUACCGCCAGUUGGAGUUCAAUUAGUACGAGAUCCGACGUCCGGUCACCUAUUGCUUCUUCCAACAACGGGAAUAGAACAAGUUCAACAAGCAGUAUUGUGGCCCAGUUACCAUCAACCAUCAUCAGUACUAUUGCCUCCAAUACCACCCCCACCUCUCCAAUUACUCAGUUCAGCGUCUUCCGAUUACCUGUCAACAAGUACAACACUUCACCAGCACACCCAGACUCACAGCACCCGCCUUUUAGCCGUGACCACGACGGACGCCAAGAGAAAAAUCCCUUUACCAAUCCCGGCGACGACGCUUAUUAAAAUAGAGACUGACGCGACCACGCUGGACCAAACCAAAACGCUCCAAGCGGUCAGUACCAUAGCGAGCAACACGGGGACGGUUUUCACUGAUCAAAACAUGGCACCGCUGGUAACGACACACGUGAUAUACCAGCACCCCACAAACCUCAUACUAUCCCAAGCACCGACCACCGAAGCGUCGUGCAGAUCGCAGGCGACGUCGCCCGUGGUUUGUCUAACCCCGCCACCCGAAACGGCAGCUGUGAUCGAAGAGGAACCGCCUUGCGUGCAAGAUGCCAGUAACCAAACUGACAUUCCCAUUUGCAUCGAAGAAGAUACCGUGCCGCAAAGUGCCGAGAUUGCAUCCGAAGCAAAUCACAAAGAAGACAAGGAAGAAGAGAAACUCCAAGUACCUGAACAAAUUCCAGAGCGAUGCAAGCCAGUCGAGACCGUCGACGAACCCCCUUGCCAUAACCAAGAGGAAGAGCACAAAGUUCCUCCUCAGCCCGAUCUAAGCGGAUUAGAGCUGCUUUCGAAUAGCAUAGUUGAGUUCGAGAAUUGCCUAAAAAACAGCGAACCGAAAAUCGACGAAACUAACGUUACCGUAAAAUCCGAGCAUAACGACGCCAUUCUCCAACGGAUAAAGGAGAUGUCAAUCAAAGAUAAAGAAACGGAAUCUGUGAUCUUAGACGAUAAAUUGGGCGGACUAGAUUUACUCUGUGCCCUGGCCGAGCAGAGAAUAAUGGAGGAGGUUGAGGUGAAGAAAAUCGCGCCAGUUUACAGUCGACCCAAAGAGAAAACGAGAGAUCUGACACGCGAAGAACGCAAGAAGGAGAAGCGAAAAGCCAAAAGGUCGCACGAUGAACAUCGCCGUAAAAAACUGAAAAAGGACAGUGAUUGUGCUAGUGAAAGUGAAGUUUUUAGUAAGGACAACGAUCAUAGAACUUACAAAUCGCGGCAGUCAGAAGAAGAGGUGCGAAAGUUCAUCGCCAGUAAAUCGCAAUCGACGUACCCCAAAGGAGAUUGGCCUGAGAUGAACGCGUUGGAAUUAGACAUGAGGAUGAAGCUCGCCGAUUUACAGCGGCAGUAUCGGGAAAAGCAGCGCGAGUUGAGCAAGCUCAAAACGAAACGGAGGUCUCUCGACGAAAAGGACGCCCGCAAACGCAAGUCGAGAAAAAAGUCGACUUACUCAGACAGGAGCGCGACUCCUCCCCCGCUUCUGGACAAAAUGGACGUGCCCCCAGUAAAACCAAACAGAAAUCUCGACCUAUUAAAACCGCCAACGUUGUGCGCGGUGAGUAACCAGGUCGACUUGCCAGGAUAUCGAAGCCAUUCCUCGUGCGAUAGCUCGCCGGAGAAGACCUCAUCGUCUAAAAAGCGCAAAGUGGGAAGGCCGAAGAAGCUGAUGACGUCGUGCGAUUUGCGCACCGCAACGGAAACGAUCGUGGCGAAGAAACCAAAGGCGGGCAGCUUCGUCGGGUAUCUUCUGGCAGCGAAACAGAAACUGCAGAUGCAGACCAAAGACUUGGUUUACUCCAACAGCCCGCCUAGGUACGUGGAGGAGUCGACGAAGAAGGCUAAGACACACAAGGUGAAGAACCAUCUGAUGGUCUCGCCGCAAGUCCACUCGGAAAAACCGAGCAAAAUUAGGCCGAAGCUUAAAGCGGAGCUUACCGUGAAAUCUUACGUUGAGGAGGAAGAGGCCAAUAACGAAUGGGAGCAACCGCACGAAGAUAUCCCAAAAGAGGAGAUGGAAGUGAAGCAGAUUGAUCAGGAGGAGGAAGUACCUGAAGAGGUUGUACCAAUUGUGGCAGAGGAGCCGGAGGUCGAAGCAGCGCCUCUUCCCGUUGAAGAAAAGGUGAAGAUCGCCGAUAACCGUUGCGUUCUCACCGCGGAGCACUUGGAUAAAGAUAAAACGCGAGUGCUGACUGCAAUGGGCGGCUUGUUUUACGCCGGCCAGCUGAAUUCGGUCGAGCCGCCCGACGUGUAUUCGAUUACGUUGGAUGGGGAGCGAGGAAAUCGGCCUCAUAUUAUGUCAAGGGAGGAGAUCUUAAGGGAUGCUAUCAUUGAGGUAUCCCCGGCAAACGUGGAGGAAUUAGCGGCCGGUACAAGGUUGUGCGCCUACUGGAGUCAACAGUAUCGUUGUUUAUAUCCAGGAAGUGUGGCUGAGCCUGGAACGCCCGAUCCGGAAUUGGACUCGAAAUUCGUUGCCGUGGAGUUUGACGAUGGUGACAGUGGGCGGAUUGCAAUUGACGACAUACGACUACUCCCUCCAAACUACCCCAUUAUAGAAUACGACCCCAACCCUCUUCUGAGUUUAAGCAAGCGCAGGCGGAGAAUUUCGGCCACCAGCGGUUCGGUGGGCGAACGCCGACUUAGCCAGUGCCUGUCGUCGAUCUCCUCGCCGCCCCCAGUGAUAAACGAACCGAUCAAGGCGAAAACCUCAGAUACGGAAAAGGAGAACAAGGACGCGAACAAGCCGGAAACUUCCGCCGAGGAGCAGCGCGAGCGCAAGCGUCUCAAGAAGAAAAAACGCGACAAACUCAAACAAAAGUUGGCACACGACGACCGAAAGAAGAAGAAGAAACAUAAGUGCACCGAGGAGAACUGUAAACACAAGAAACACCACAAAAAGCACAGAAGGCACAAGAAACACCACCACAAAGAGGAAUCAGAGACACCAACCGAACCGCCCGCGGAAAUCGAAGUCGAAAAGAGCCCGAUCGAAGUUUCAAUCGAGAAGGAAGACGAGCCAGAAGAUGAAUUUAACGAGGAUCCUGAAUACCAACCCAUUGUUAAUCCCGAGGACGAAGUCACUCUCGAUGAUAUUCUCGAAGCCAAAUCAAAAAAAUCAAAGAAGAUCAGGGAUCGGCAAGAAUCGUGCGAGAGCCGUAGUAAAAUGACGGCGUUUUUACCCGCCCGACAGCUUUGGAGUUGGUCCGGGAAAGGGUACAGGCGGCCGAAAGCGAAAGGAAGAUCUAGAAAACAGUUCUUCAAAACGAUACAAAGAGGAAAAGAGGCGAUAGUGGUUGGCGAUUCUGCAGUGUUUUUGUCGACCGGUCGUCCAGAUAGGCCAUACAUUGGUAGAAUUGAAGCGAUGUGGGAGAUUUGCGGUACUAUGGUUGUGAAAGUGAAAUGGUUCUAUCAUCCUGAGGAGACUGUUGGUUGCCCGUUAAAUUUAAAAUAUCCUGGCGCGCUAUUCGAAUCCCCCCACAUCGACGAAAACGACGUCCAAACGAUAUCCCACAAGUGCGAAGUGCUCCCGUUGAAAGACUACAGGGAGAAACUGGAGGACGAUCCCAAACGUUACGCAACAAUUUACGACAACAAUGACGUUUACUAUCUCGCCGGCUACUACGACCCGAGCGCGCAGUCCCUCAAAAUACAGCCCGAUAUACCUUUCAAUGCGGACUAAAAUUAAGCAAUAAAAGAAACGAAAGAAGAAGACUAUUGCUAACUGCAAUAAGUGAUGGUUGGUGCUAUUUUAUCCAGAUUUUUAAAUCUAUUUUGGACGAUAAGUAUUAUUUAUAUUAUUAGUUUUGAUGUUGAAACGGAACGGUUGAAGGUUUAAGUUUAUUAUUUUUUAUAAGUUGUUUUUGAUUUUCUAUGUACAUAGUCCAGAUUUUUCUGGUUAUCAAUAGUAAUAUAUACAUGUUUUGUUGUCAGCUGAAAAGAAAAGGCGAUCAAUAGCAGAGUGAUUUAGGUCCAUAAGUUAAUAUUAGGUGUCCAUUUUAAUAAUGUAUUUGUCAAUCAAUAAUAAACUUGUAACUUUUGGACUGAAAUGGGUGCCUAUCAUUUAAGUAUAAGUGUAUAAUGACCUAAAUUGUCCUCUAUUGCAUCUCGUAAAGUUACGGCAUAAGUUUCCGUGCCUAAUCCUCUCUCUACUACUAAAUAGUACAGUUAACUGAGGCUUUUGCCAUUCAAAAAAAAAAUGUGCAAUCGAUAGUAGUAAUAUUUCACUUAAUUCGGCCUUUGUAUUUCUUAAGUAUUCCUUAGGUAUGCUUGUUAGACAGCUUUCUGAAAAUACUUACAGCAGGUUAAGUUGUGGUGUCGUUAUUGAUUUUUCUCUAUUCCUCUCAGGCAGAUCUGUUAUUUUUAGCUGUUAAAAAUACGCUUAUAAAUUUAGAGUAGGUGCUCACAGUAUACAAAGUAAACCUAUUUUUAAUAAUACUAAGUGUUUUUCAAUCUAAUUGUUGUAUUAUAGUUACGAAGUGUUGUAUUUCGGUUCUUUACAUCCUGCAAAGUAUACGCAAUAGAAUUUAAGUUUUUUUUAUGCUUGAAACAUCUUCCCUUAGUAUACAACCUUUUGUAAGUGUGUAGAUCUUAUAGAUAUUACCUCACUAAAAAUAUUUUAUUAUAUUACUAUGUGUGUACAGACAGUGUAAAGACAGAAAAAAUACAUAUUUUUGCAACUAAGAAUAAGACAAUAUGGUGCUAGCGAGUAAGAAAAGGCGGUGACAUCGUGCUUUGUAAACCAAUGCAGGGUCUGAAGUGACGUUCAUUAUUACAGAAAAAAGUUUGUAAAUACACUUUUGCUUGUACAUAUCGCCUGUACUCUAUUCAAAUACAUAUUUAAAAAAACAA
Photinus pyralis (common eastern firefly) is the source of this 6690-nucleotide messenger RNA. RefSeq names its product protein winged eye. Bases 23 to 5521 code for a protein of 1832 amino acids. The transcript is spliced from 15 exons. Gene Ontology annotation, molecular function: chromatin binding. The record is from RefSeq and is a predicted model, not a curated record. Lineage: Eukaryota; Metazoa; Arthropoda; Insecta; Coleoptera; Lampyridae.